ACCGAAAUUUUAUUUUCCAAAACUCACUAUCUAUUACACCACCGUUAAAAGCUGAAUGAUCCAAAUUGUCCACGUCAGCCUAAAUGAAUAUUUUAUGACUAACUGCCCCUGAAUGGUGACUCAGCCUGUUAAACAAAUUUUUUUGACCGAAAUGCCCUUAGGCGCCCAAAAUGGCACAGCAAGCCGAAUGAUCGAGCAAGAGAGAGAGUGAGGAGAAAUCAUGUCUGGUUUUCUUUCCUUCCUUCACAGUGCGUUCUCUUCUUUACAACAACUCACUCUUGGACCCAAAUUCGUAACAGCGAAAGCAAGUCCAUCUCUGGUUAUUGAAGCAAAGGCCACAGAAAAAGCAGCUGUAAUUGGACAGGGGUUCGUCGCUAUAAGUAUAACGGUUCGCAACACUGCAGGAGAAAUCAAGCACCAGGCAGUGGCGGUUCGGAAUGGAGCAGACAUGUCGAUGCCGACCUUCUACAGUUGCAGCUUCGAAGGCUACCAGGAUACCUUAUGCACCCAUUCCCUCGGGCAGUUCUACAGGGAAUGUGAUAUAUAUGGAACUGUGGACUUCAUAUUCAGAAAUGCUGCCGCUGUUUUCCAAGACUGCAACAUAUAUGCUCGGCUGCCGAUGCAAGGCCAGUUCAAUGCUCUCACGGCCCAAGGCAGAACAGACCCAAAUCAGAACACCGGAAUUUCCAUUCACAACUAUAAAAUUAUGGCAGCUCCAGACUUGGCUUCUAGCAAUGGCACCACAAGAUCUUAUCAGGGGCGGCCAUGGAAAGAAUACUCCAAGACUGUGUAUAUGCAAUCUUUCAUUGAUAGUUUUAUAGAUCCUACUUGAUAAGGGGUGAUUUGGCCCGACCUCAUAACUGGGUGACACAUGUAUGUGACAACUCAGCAAGUAUCAGCUUGCCAUAGAGCAAGCUCGGGUACAUUAGUCCCGAGCUGAAGGUACUUCGGGUUGAGUCCCUCCCAGUUCACGAACUAAAACAACAGCACCGAGUUCUCAGUAGUCCGAACCCAAGGAAGUGGGCCACCUCGAAGAUGACUUGCCUCGGGCAGAAUCACCUCAGCACGCCACCAGUAGCUCGUCGUCAGGUAGCCCGACGUCUCGCAAGAAGCUUCCUGCCUAACAGGACCUUACCUGCCAACCCUGAAGACUGCAUCCACGUCCUUUGUCCAGCAGCGCAGUAUCUGCCAACCAUGAAGGCUGCACUCAUGUCUCUCGCCUGGCGGCGUUGUGCCUGCCAACCCCAAAGGUUGUCUCCUACUUGGCGGGACCGUAUAUAAAGACUUCAACCCCCCAGGGGCCAAGGUAUCGCAUAUUCACCACUCUCUAGCUUUCUCAUCUUCUUGCAAACUCAUUCUCUUCCAGUUCGCAACCGAGUACUAACUUAAGCAUCGGAGUGUUCCCGCCGGAUGAACAACCCCGGAUUCCUUCAUUCUCUCUUCAUGCAGGUAUCACUUGCCCGUCGCCAACUAGGAGCCCAGUCACUUCCAACUAGGAGUGGCCGGAUUGUACAUCAUCACCACUGGUUGGAGAGAAUGGUGUAGUGACUUUGCAGUGAGCACGCUCUACUACGCAGAAUACAGCAAUACAGGACCCGAAGC
Nelumbo nucifera (sacred lotus) is the source of this 1602-nucleotide messenger RNA. The record is from RefSeq and is a predicted model, not a curated record. Lineage: Eukaryota; Viridiplantae; Streptophyta; Magnoliopsida; Proteales; Nelumbonaceae.